Messenger RNA from Daphnia carinata, 1506 nucleotides. RefSeq names its product plasmanylethanolamine desaturase 1-like (gene Kua). Gene Ontology annotation, molecular function: oxidoreductase activity. The transcript is spliced from 5 exons. Bases 347 to 1216 code for a protein of 289 amino acids. The record is from RefSeq and is a predicted model, not a curated record. Lineage: Eukaryota; Metazoa; Arthropoda; Branchiopoda; Diplostraca; Daphniidae.
GAGUUUAGACUAGGGAAGUUUAGACCCUGCGGAAAGUUUUUGAAUAUCUAACGAUAGCCUAUCUAAAGAUCGAUAUAUCGUAAAAAAAAUCAAAUAAAUAGUCACCCAAACUUCAACCUUCGUCUAAACACAGAUAGCGGUGAUAUUUCACAUUUCUCCCUUUACAAUAUCCAAAGAAAGUCGUGCAUUGAAAGCUGUAAAGUCAGAAGUUAAAGUUUUUAAAAUAAGAUUGUCAACACGUUUCCUUCGCAAAUCACGUACAAAUAUCUUAAUUUGUUUUUUGUCCUGCUCUACCAGCUGUACGGUGUACGCCUUAUCAGUUAAUAUCACAAUCUCAUUCAUUGCGAUGGCCUUGCCUAUUUCUUCUUCUUCUUCUCCAAACGAUCAUGAUCUCAUAAAACAAUCCCUGGUUAGGGAUGAUUCAGGUUCUAAUAGUGUUCCUUCUAGGUUGGAAGAUAAUAACAAUCCUCGUUGGGGACCAUCACACAAGGGUGCUCAAGAAUUAGCACAGCUUUACACUAAAGGCAAAAGAUUCCAAGAAACCUUUUCGGUAGUUAUUGCUGUUGCAUUGAUGGUGAUAGAUCUGUGUUAUUUGAUAUAUUACUUUCAACUUCAAUCAAUUGGUGUUAUUCUACUUUCUGGCUGUGCUGGUAUACUGUCAGCAGAUUUUUCAUCUGGACUCCUUCAUUGGGCUGCAGAUACUUGGGGCUCAGUUGACCUUCCUGUCGUAGGAAAGAAUUUUAUCCGACCGUUUCGAGAGCAUCACAUCGAUCCGACAGCCAUAACUCGCCACGAUUUCAUUGAAACAAACGGCGAUAAUUUUAUGGUGAUCAUUUUGCCUUUAGGAAUUAUGGCGUCACGUUUUUCAACUUAUUCGAGCGAUCAAAUUGCCCAUUCCUAUGCAUGGUACUGGUACCUAUUUCUGUUUUCAGUUUUCGUCUGCGUGACCAAUCAGAUUCAUAAAUGGUCGCACAUGUAUACCGGGCUUCCCAAUUGGGUUCAAUGUUUACAAGAUUGUCACAUUAUUCUACCCCGCAAACAUCACCGGAAGCACCAUGAAUCGCCUCAUGAGACAUUCUUCUGCAUUACAACAGGUUGGCUGAACAGGCCUCUUGAAAUCGUGAAGUUCUGGAAAAUACUUGAAUAUUUAGUUGAAAGCGCCACUGGUCAAAAACCGCGAGCAGAUGAUUUCAAAUGGGCCGAGAAAAGAAAGUAGCGGUCUAGUUACUGCGAGGCAAAUAUUGAGUCACUCCUAUAACUAUAUUUUUGCUUUUACGUUAUGCUGCCAGGCACAGUUCAUAACAAUGGUCCUAUUUUACUUGCUCUGGAGAUUGCUUCUUAUACAGAAGUACAUAAGGCUUGUUAAUGCAAAUAUGUCAAAAUAACACUGAUUUUCUUAUGUUUGUUGUAGAAUUCAGCAUAGGAGCUCUUUGAAUUACAGUAUUAAACAGUAUGAAAUUGUCAAAAGAAGCGUAUGAAACAAACAGAAUACAUUUUUUAUUGGGU